Messenger RNA from Nematocida parisii ERTm1, 1662 nucleotides. RefSeq lists its product as uncharacterized. The record is from RefSeq and is a predicted model, not a curated record. Bases 94 to 1662 code for a protein of 522 amino acids. The transcript has a single exon. Lineage: Eukaryota; Fungi; Microsporidia.
CUUGUUUAUUUGUUUGGACAAGGCAUUAAAUCAGUAAUUUUCAGAAAUAAACAGAUCAUCUGCUGUAUAUAAAGAGAAUGGAUUUCAGAAAUAAUGAAGACCAUGAAAAUUAACAAGAUAGUUUUUACUGCAGCUUGCAUUGCUUCAGGCGUGUAUGCUAGCAUGGAUGAUAUCUCUACAGACUACUCAAGCACACAACAACCAACCAUUUCUUUAUGCGAAAUUAUAAAAGAGACUCCCCAAACUAUUGCAUCUAAUAAACCAAAAAGGCGCGUCGAAAAAAUAAAUAGUCCUUUCCAAUCAUUACUUAAAAAGAACGAUAACUUCUCUAAAACAACACUUCUAAAGAGUGUAUCCAGCUCGAUUAAUGACUGUAUGGGCUUAAUUAAAAAGUUUAUCAGAAAAAACAAAGUGUAUGUACUACAGGAGCAUUAUGUAGAUGAAAAAGUCAAUGAAAAAGAAGACCUUCUUUCUCUGGCUAUAUAUCUCAACACCACCCAGAUGCUUGCUGUGAGCUCAGAAAGCAAGAAUGCUCUAAUGAAUGCAAUAUUAGAUUUUGACUACAAUAGAAUUGGCAAGGAGCUCAGAAACAUAUACAUCUCUCUGGUGAACAGUAAUAACUACAAUAUAAAAUUUGUUUCCAGCCAGAAUUCUGGUAAAAAUACCUCAAAUUCCAUCUAUGCAUCUCCCUUCUUCCGAAUUUCCACAAAUUACAUGAGCAAACCUCAGAUUGGUCGAAUUGAGUGUAUUAAGAAGGACGAGAAGGUUAUUAAGAAGGCAUUAGAUUUCAUAAAUAUGAAGAAGAAGCUUUCCGACAAAAACCUAUUCACUGAAAUAUUCACGGAAGAAAAAAAUGUAUCUGAAAAAACCACCGCCAAAUCUGAGAUAAAGCAUAUAUACUCAGCAUACACUUUUUUCUCUACAGUAAUUCAGAAAACUCUAACCAGAAAAGAAAAAAGUCAGUCAGCAUCUAUAAAGAAAAAAGAAAAAUCUUCUAAAUUAUACACUAUUUGCAAGCGUGUGGAAGAAAAUUCAUGCACAUUCAGUGAGUGGCAGAAGACCUUUGACAAAUCUGAGGAGAUUGUAGAAAGCAAAAAUAUUGGAAAAUACAGGCCACUUUUAGAGGUGCCCUGGGCAUACUUGGAUGCAAGAAUAUUUGCUAACACAGACCUUAGCUUUGACUUAGCUGUAGUAAUUAAGAUUGUAAACAGUAUUUUAAAGUUUGAAUCAGAAACCAAUCAAGAUUGCUUCUUCUGCGCUGAGUUUAAAAAACUCUCUCCUGUUUUCCACACAUACAUUUCUUUCUUAAAGAGUAUAAUUAGCACACACGUAUCUCAGUUAGAAAUGAAUAAUAAAAGCGCCAUUUGGAUCAAGGCUAGAAUCUACAACAUAGUAAUUCGCUACAUUAAAAAAGAACUGACCCCCUCUCUUAUUAGGUACACUCUUGAACAAAUUGUGUGUGAUAUUCUUUUACAUAUAGAAGAGUGCAAUAUAAUCAGUAAGUCAGAAAUCGUUGAUUUUAUACUAAAGACAGCACAGAAUGCCUGCCCAGAGGUAAAACUGGUUUCAGAGGAUAAAAAAAAGUUUACCAAAGCAGGCCAUGCACAAUUCCUAUGUUGCUGCAUCAUUUAUAUACUUCAAAAUAGGCAUAAUUACAUAUAA